AUGAAUCUUCAUGGACUGAGAUGGUUGGGCCACGUGUUACGUAUGCCUGAACACCGAUUACCACGAAGUGCAAUGCUAACCGGUGUUGGAGAUGGUUGGAAGAGAGUUAGGGGCAGCCAAACCAAAACGUGGCAUCAGUCCGUAAAGUCACUGACUUCUAGUCUGAGCCAUGUUGUUAGAUGCAGUCUACUCGGUUGGGGUCCGCAUGACUAUCGUAACCAAUGGUUGGAGACUCUAGGUGACAUGACUCAGAAUCGAUCAGAAUGGCGUCGGUGUAUACACUCUCUGUCUUCCCUUAAACUGUGAGAUUGAAAUCACUUCAUAUCUUUCUUUCUGCGAACUAAUUCUUUCUUCCUG
Schistosoma haematobium is the source of this 357-nucleotide messenger RNA. RefSeq names its product cGMP-specific 3',5'-cyclic phosphodiesterase. Lineage: Eukaryota; Metazoa; Platyhelminthes; Trematoda; Strigeidida; Schistosomatidae. The record is from RefSeq and is a predicted model, not a curated record. The transcript has a single exon. Bases 1 to 306 code for a protein of 101 amino acids.